This is a messenger RNA of Canis lupus familiaris (dog), 5181 nucleotides long. RefSeq lists its product as uncharacterized. The transcript is spliced from 2 exons. Lineage: Eukaryota; Metazoa; Chordata; Mammalia; Carnivora; Canidae. Bases 831 to 1751 code for a protein of 306 amino acids. The record is from RefSeq and is a predicted model, not a curated record.
CCUGACAGGCACCGUUCUGCUCCGUCAGAGGCAGAAGUAAAACCCAGCACAGGCUGCUCUCGCUGGGAUGGUGGCCUGGACAGCAGGUCCUGGCCUACCCUGGGCAGAGGGCACCACAGGGUGGGGAAGCGGGAGGCAGCGGGGGGUGCUCCCUGCAGCUGCCGCCUUUAAGGGGUCUCAGGUGCCUGUCAGGGACAGGAAGUGGCACGCUGGACCUCCUUGUGUGGGUGACAGAUCUACAGGAUGGGUUUUAGGCACCGGAUCACAGGGAUCUGAACGUGUGGCACACGUGUACUGGCAUCUGCGCCUCUGCUCCCCUGUCCUGGUGGCCCCGUCCACUGGCCCCCGACUGACUUCCCCUCGGAACUGAGGUCGAGAGGACACUCACCACGUCGGCCACGUGCUCGAUGAAGAUCUGGUUGCUGAAUUUUAUCCUGCUGACUACCUCUCCCGGAACGUCUGUCCGUAGGCGCUGCUGCUGCGCGAUGAGCUGCUGCAGGCGCAGGUUUGGGAAGACGUCUUCCGUGCAGAUGUACAUGGCCCCUGGGAAGGCAAAGGGCCCGCUGUGCCAACACUGCCCCUCGCUGCCAGGACGCCACCCCGUGGGCCUGCCCCAGCGGAGGGGAGCGGGGUCAUCAAGGCCUAGGCUGCUGGGAAUGGGCCUCCUGCAUGCGGGGACGUUCCCGCUGAGGCUUCAGGGAACGCAGGUUCCCGAGGUGCUCCUUUCAAGGCUCCCCCUGCCAUCCCUGGCUCCGAGGUGGUAACCAUGGGUUCCUGUGACUGGAGGAGCCGGUAAGCAAACAAUGGGCCACAUGUCCCUGGAAGCCUGAAUGCUGUGGGGCAGCAGCCUGGCCAGAGCCUGGGUCCCCGCGCCAGGGAAUGGGCCCGAGUCUGCAGCCAGAAAGAAGUGGAGACCCUCCGAGACAAACCCUAAUAUCUGUGGCAACUGGUUUUCAACCAAGGUGCCCGGACGACUCAGCGAGAGAAUGGCCUCCAGCAAAUGGCGCGGGGACAGCCAGGUCACCGCACACCGGCCCGUCCUCACAGGCCGCACACCUGACGCCAGAGCCGAUGCCCACAAGCUCCGGAGAAGACCUGGUAAACCUUCAUGCCCUCGGAUUCAGCACCAGAUUCUCGGAUGUGACAAACAGCACAAGCGAGCACAGGGAGAGAGAGAAGCUGGACUUGAUCAAAAUGGUACCAUUGAGAAAAUGAAGACCAUCCACAGGAGAGGAGACACUGUAAGUUCCGCAUCUGGCAAGAGCCUCGCACCCACGUUACAGAAGUUCUUACAGCUCAACCACAAACGAUGGCCCCGUCCGAACCCGGCAGAGGAGCUGAGCGGACGCGUCUCCGCAGGGGCCGUGCGGGUGCUCAGUGGGCUGCGAGGAGAUGCCCAACACCCUCUGUCGCCUGGAAGUGCAAAUCAAGCCCACGGUGGCACCGCCUCCCAUCCCCGAGGGUGGCUCCGGUCAAGUCGGGCGUCCAUGAGGAUGGUGUGUGUGUGUGUGUGUGCGCACGUGACCCGCGGUCCCGGGUGUGCAUGCGCUCCGAGAGCCUUGGACCCCCGUGCUCAGAGAGGGGCGAGCCAGCCAGACACCCGUGGACGGACGAAAGGGCGAGCAAACGGGCCCUGGACACACAUCAGAGAAGCGUCCAGCCGUGAGGAGGAGGGAAGGACGUCGCGGAUUCCAACAGUGAGCCUUGUGGGGAGGCCACAGCUCACUGUAGGGUUCCACUGGUUUGGCUGAAAUUGAACAAAGAAAUUCCAGGGCAAAGCUCAGACUACGGUACCGCGAGGCCACACGGCAACGACAACGGUGUUUGCAGGAACAGUCUUCCAACCGGAGCCCAGUCGGUCCACUCCCUGAAGCUGUGGGAGCCCCCGGCUGGAGUGUGAUGAGGACAGCGGGGAGGGAAGGGGCCUGGGGAGCCCCACCUCACAGCUGUAGCGGCAGGAGCCUGAGAGGAGGAGGGGCCUCCCCCAGGUGCCCAGAGCAGUGGCUGCCGCCCACUUCCACACCCCAGAAACAUCUGUCCAGAAAGGGGGUUUCUGUAGCCAGUCAGGCCUACACAGAAGGCAAACCUACAGGAUGAUCCCAGGGCAGAGUGAGGGCCAUGCAUGGGGGGGCAGUGCAGGAAGGCUGAGCCAGCUUCCAAACAUGUCCACUGUACCAGACCUCUGGGAUGUGGGGAUGGCAGGAUGGCCAGUGGGACAAACAACAAAGGUGAGUGAGCGGGCAAGGUGGGUAGGGAGGGUUACAGAGUCAAUGUGUCCAAAAGGCCUGGUAUCUGGGGAGAAGAGUGGAUAAAUUAAUUUUGGGCUUGGAUAAGUACAUCAGUUUCAAACUAGUAGAAAGAAAAAAUAUGCUAAAAAUCUAUCCAACCAAUCCAGAAGAAGCCGAAAAAGGACACCACCACAAAAAGAAACAGGAAGAAUAGCCGAGCAUAGUAAGGCUGAGUUAACACACGUAUCAGGAAUUACCUUAAAUACAUAUGUACUGAAUGUGCCAAUUAAGACAGAUGGACAGACUGGAUGAAAGGGAGAACAAAGGAAAACGACUUACGGGCUCUAGAAAAAACCAAGAGCCAAGGAUGAGGGAGCAGGACCCCAAGGCCCUGCCUUCAUGUAGGAUAUCACAUUGCAGCACUGGCCUCCACGUAGACUUAGGGUUCUACGUUAUGAGAUCAACGAGCAUCUGAAUAUUGAAGCUUCCCCAUCACGUGCCACAGGAGACAGGGGAGAGGGAAGGGAGUCCCAGAACGCCAGCUGGUGCAGGGUAGCUGGGGACAGACACACCAGGAGACAGAAUGGGUGAGCUGUCCAGCCCUUUGAGCAUUUAAACAAAAGGCACUGGUACUUGACGGACAUACUGGACAAUGUGGGAAAAGUCAGAUGUACACAGAAAACACAGCAUUUGAAAAAAGGAGGCAACUACCAACUCUGGGGGAAAAUAACAAAGAUGGUCCAAGGAAGGAAACCGUCUUAUCCUCCCAGUUCUGCAGCAGUCAUUACGUCCCCAGUCAAAACCCUAAUGGCCCAAACUGUGUUCCAACUGUGGGGGGAGGAAGUCGGGGUACAAGUCAGCCAGCCCUCAUCCCUGUAACACGCACUCUGAGUAGUUCCUGACACUAACAAACGGAACACAGCAACAUAAGCACAGUAUUCAGAAACCCAGAUACAAAAACACAAGAAAUUGAUAAAAGAUUCAUAAGGGGUUUAAGCAGUUCCAUUUCACUUUUUAGACAAUAAACGUGUAUUACCUUUGAUGAAAAUAAAAUUAACUUUAAAAAUGUCCUCAGUGAAACACACACAACUGAAAAACCUGCAGCACAUUCCAGCAUCAGUUACUGAUGAGGAUCGGUUUCCUGGGGCGGGGGCACUUGGACAGGACCCCGUUAACUUGUUCCACGCACACUGUGCAUAUGCACAUCUGUACGUUUCACAUAUCUACUUGACCCAAACGUCAGUAAGUAUACCUUUCUUAACUGCAGCAAUAAUCCUGGGAUUCAGGUCCAAUUGAUCCAAAUCCAUUUCUUCGACAGGCUGGCCACAAUGAUAGGUAACUUCCCAGGUACGCCAGUUCCAAUGUGCUGGCUGUCACCUCACACCGCCCAGGAGCUGAGCACAGCAGAGUGACAGUGGCCAGGGUAUGUGGUCCCCUCUGACACCAGGGUUCACCGUCGGCCCUGAGUUUGGAGAAGAGACUUCACUGUACCAGGAAAACAGGUCUAAGGCAGCACCUGGUUAGAGCAAGCAUUCGGGAAGUUAGAAACCGUGCAUUCGAUCCACAGAUGGAUGCGGUUAAAGAAAUGCCCCCAGGCCAGCUGCGUACUAAAGGUCCCUGCACACAGGGCGGACCCAUUCCAUCCCCUGCAGAAGGUGUCAGAAAGGAGCAGGUGCUCCCACCCUGAGGCCUGGCCCAGGGACCUGGUGUCCAGGUGAGCACCCUGCCUGGACCCCUCUCCAGUGGGGAGGACACAGACAGUUGGAGAUCACAGGCACUGGGCACAAAGUGCCUUCUGCAUUCUCUGCCUUACUCUCCCCUAAGUGUGUCUCCAUGGAGGAUCUGGAAAGCAUGGGAAGAGCGAGUUCCGAAUCUUGCAGGAUGCUUGCGAGUCGGAACCCCCAGGACCACCAAGCUGAGCAGUGGACAGUGGAGACUGUCCCGCCCUUGCCCUGCAGUCCCCGCCCCUCCCCUGGCCAGCAGUCCUUCCACGGCCCGGGCCCCAGAGGCUACGGAACUGGAGCCCGACCCAACCCUUGCUGGCGGCCCUGCUCAGCCCAGGGUCCCCCAGACGCAGGCCGCCCGCAUCAGCAAAGCUGAGUGCAGAGGGGUGUGCAGGAAGCCCAAGGCCAGCAGCCACUCGGGCUGAACCCAGCGUCGGUGUCCAGCAGCGAGGCCACCUCCCCUUGCAGUGCUUGGAGCGUUAUUCACAUGGACAACAUCAGUGUGAUUUUGGAGCUUCGAGAACCAGGUCACUUGCACUGUCACAUUCACAGGCCAGUCCAGGGAAACAUCUGGCAUGGAGAGGGCCGAAACGCCUGGAUCUGACAGUACUGGUCUGGGUGGCUGCAGAGCCUGCCGCCAGGCAUACCGCACCCCGUGAUCAUGACAGCGCUGCAGGGAGGGGCUUGUGCUGCAGGUCCCAUGUCUGCACUGCCGACCUGGGGAGGACACACACAGAGGUCCCCCCACCCCCACUCCCGAGGCCACCAGGACUGCAAGCUGGAGAAUGGUUGGGGUCUCCUUCAGAAAGAGGCACCUGAACAUGGGGCCCCAGGGCCAGCUAUACACGGGGAGAGGUGAUGGGGACUGUGACCACCUCCAAAGGUGCCCCAAGUGUCUGGAAGAUGCCGGCCAGGCUGGCGGUAGGUGUGUUAGAUUCCUGAAAACAGGACGCAAAUAAAGAAAAAGAACAUCUCUGGGGAAUGGAUAAGUUGUCAGAGGAGCGGCGCGCCUUCUCGGCUUGGCGGGGACAUCAGCUUUAAGAGCCCCAAGGACAAGAAUGGGAAGGGGUGACCCAGGGAGGCACCACCCCAAACCACCCCCAGGACAACACAACACCUGGACUAAAUAACAAGCUGUUGUUUCCAACUUCUGGAGAAAGUGUGUGUGUGUCCUUCCCCUAGACUGAAAGCCCCAGGGAGGCACCACGGGGCCCAGAGGAUGGAGGGGA